AUGAUCCAACUUUUCAGCUCACUAACCAAGGUACUGAAUCCAGAGGAACUUCAAGAAUUUGUGGUGAUAGCAAGGAAAAUUUGGUGGAGAAGAAACUCUUUUAUUUUCAAGAAAGAGUUUGUUCACCCGAACCUCAUUGUAAGAGAGGCAAGAGCAGUGUUAAAGAUGUUGUCAGAGAAGAACCUAGACCAAUGCACCAACCAAGUCUCCCCCCCAACAGUUUCAUGGCAAGCUCCUCCAAUGGAAUGGUUCAAGAUUAAUUGGGAUGGAGCAGUUGACAAAGGCAAGGGACUGAUUGGAAUAGGAGUAGUGAUAAGGGACAGCUUUGGCCAGGUAAUUGCAACAAUGAGGCAGAGGAAAAAGCUCUACCCUGACCCUCUACUGGCUGAAUCAUAUGGGGCUCUACAAGCUGUCAAAGUGGCAUGGGAGAUUGGUUUGAAACAGAUCAUACUCGAGGGUGACUCAUUGCAAGUCACAAAGUCCUUGGCCGAAGAUAGAGAAGUGUUGAGUAGCUCAAGUAUGUUCUGGAGUGAGGCUAGAUGUUAUCUCAAUUUGUUUGAUAAAUGGGAAGUUUCUCAUGUUAGGAGAAAUGACAACCAUAUAACCCAUUUACUUGCAAAAGAUGCUCUUACUAUAUCUGAUUUCAUUAUAACUUUGGAGGAUCCUCCUACUCGUAUUGCAACUUUUCUUUAA
Molecule: messenger RNA, 693 nt
Organism: Juglans regia (Persian walnut)
Lineage: Eukaryota; Viridiplantae; Streptophyta; Magnoliopsida; Fagales; Juglandaceae
Exons: 1
Coding region: 1-693 (230 amino acids)
Molecular function (GO): nucleic acid binding; RNA-DNA hybrid ribonuclease activity
Source: RefSeq, a predicted model, not a curated record